CUAUAAUCGUUCGAAUGCAAUCAUUUGAUCGUAUGAAACAUUGUAUUGCAUCGACAGAGCAUAUUCAUAUGCUUCUAAUAAGUCACGUUCGUAUAUACAUAUGUAUGUUUAAUAUCGCAUCUUCGCGAUAAGAGUACGUAACGCAUAUAUUAUCUUCCGCAAAACAUUACUAUGCUGAAUUCACGGUCUAACUACUUCGCCAUAUUCUUUUAACUCUCUCUCUCUAUCUAUCUAUCUCUUUAUAUUUCUCUUCCUGGUUCACCAUUGUGAAAGGUAACAUAGGGAUCAAAAAGAUCGUAUUAUAAAACAAAUAUAUUCUUGUUUACUUGAUUAGUAUAUAUGCAACUAUAGCUUAUCGGCAAUAAAUAAAAUAAUAAAACAUAAAUUAUGUUGUAUCACGUACGUUCCGUCGGAAAAGCAUCGGAGAUAUUCGGCGGCCCUCCACUCACAGCCGUCGUGCAUAUAAGAGUGGGACUGCUAACCGGUAUCCUCUGCAUUUUCGUUAACUUUUCGGUACAGCGAGGACGUAUAUUUCUUCGGUAUAAUCAAGUGUUUCGAUUGUUCGACAAGCGUACUCGUGUCUUGAAAAAUAUUUUAUUAUUAUAAGGUGUUGAGGUGUUCCAUACAACAGUAUGGCUCUAGAAGAAAACGCGAUGCUUACGGUUAUGGAUAAAUUGCCGUCCAUUAAGCUCGGCGAAUUCACUUUAGAAUUCGAGCUUGGACCACUGAGCCCAGAAUUACAAGAAGUAGCUAGAAAAGAACUUAGAGAAACUCCGGAACUUCAGAAGGAAUCCAUGGAAAGAUUUAAAGAAUUAUUGAGAGCCGAAACUGAUUUAAAGUGUCCCUUGGAUAAUGAUGCCUGGCUCAUCAGAUUUCUUAGGCCUUGUAAAUAUUACCCUGAGUCUGCUGUAAAACUAGUGAAAAAUUAUUACAAUUUCAAGGUUAAACAUGCAGCCAUUUACGAAGGCUUAAAGCCAACCAAUGAGAAAAAUAUCUUCGAACAAAACAUUCUGACAGUUUUACCGAAUCGAGAUCAACACGGUAGACGAAUAUUAAUUGUUCAACUUGGAAAGAAAUGGAAACACAACAAAUGCAGUCUCGAUGAGAUCUACAAGGGUUGUGUGCUCUAUCUGGAAGCUGCUAUGUUAGAACCGACCACACAAGUUGCUGGUGCCGUCGUUAUCUUCGAUAUGGACGGUCUCUCUCUUCAACAAACGUGGCAAUUCACUCCACCGUUUGCGAAAAGAUUGGUCGAUUUACUCCAAGACGCCAUGCCUUUAAGAAUAAAAAAUCUUCACAUUAUUAAUCAGCCAUACAUUUUCAAUAUGGUCUUUGCUCUCUUUAAACCAUUUCUCAGGGAAAAAUUGAAAGGCAGAAUAAUCUUUCAUGGUACUGAUCGUAAAUCUUUACAUCAGUAUAUACAGCCAAAAUGUUUGCCUGAUUGUUAUGGUGGUACUCUACAGCUUCCUCUAAUUUCGGGACUUCAAUGGUUAGAACUUUUGAUGCUGUGUGACAAAGAGUACGAAGCUAUAAAUUCGUAUGGAUACAACAAGUAGCACAAUCCGCGAAUUUCAGAAAGAUAAUAAAAAAAACAAAUAUUUGAAAAAAAGAGAGAAAAGUAUCGAAUCCGAAGUCGUCGUUGGCGAUGACUUUCGAUCGACAGUGACGGCUGUGAAAAUCGAAAUUUCAUGGUUUUCGUUGAAGGUAUCUACUAUCUACGAAGAGAGUAAUACGUAUAUAUUAUUUAUAAUUUUAAUUCAUUUUUAUUCUCUCUAUAUUCACCUUUCCUUUUUGUUAGAUCAUUCACUAGUGUUACACUUCGAUUAUUUUACGUUAUAAAACGAUUUGAUUGCGCAUUCAUCAAAAUAUAAGAUCACGUUUUAUAUAACGACAAUAACUUAUUUGGUAUAUAAACCACAUUCAUUCGUCGUUAUUAUAAAGUUUCUGAUAAAGCAAGAAAUCGGCGAGCUCGUUUAUCGCUUAUCGCAAAAAUUAUUAUUUCCUGUAUGUGCAAUGUCGUUGUUCUUUAUUCUUAGAUAAAUUAUAGAUAAGCAGACUUUCAUCAAAUGAGAAUAUAUAAAUUAGAAUUUAACAAUAAAUUAAUAUCCCUUUUCAUAAUUGAUCGAAUAAUUAACAAGACAAACUUUGAAGGUUAUUGCAUAACAUAAAACAUUAAAAAAAGAAGAACAGCAAACAAAGAAAUUACAUGCAAAAUAGUUUCGAUGAACGUUGUUAUUAAAAGUUUUUACAUCGUAUGACGAUGAUAUGACAAAAAUCGAAUUGAACGUUCAUAUUAAUUAACAUUUUUUUCUCACUUCUUCUUUUUAUUGUAACCGUAUUUAAAAGAAUCUGUAAAAAAAAAAGAAAUAGAUGAAAUUAAUCGUUCCAUUACAAAGAGUAUCAGUAAAGUCGUUAUUAUGAAUACAGUAGUAAUUAAUAUCCAAUUCUAAUAAUCUGGUAUAGCAUUUAGUUACAAAUGAACGUACACGUUGUCCAAUUAUAUAACCAUUUUGAAACUUAAUGAAAAAUACUUGAAAUGCGAUAUAUUCGUACGACAUAAGCCAAAAAAUUUAGAAGAAUAUGAUAUUGCAAUUUUUCGUUUAUAAAAACCAAUGAAAUAAAAUUAAAUUACUUUCGAA
Messenger RNA from Vespula pensylvanica (western yellowjacket), 2639 nucleotides. RefSeq names its product alpha-tocopherol transfer protein-like. NCBI's taxonomy places the organism in Eukaryota, Metazoa, Arthropoda, Insecta, Hymenoptera, Vespidae. Gene Ontology annotation, cellular component: membrane. Bases 633 to 1556 code for a protein of 307 amino acids. The transcript has 5 exons. Gene Ontology annotation, molecular function: phosphatidylinositol bisphosphate binding. The record is from RefSeq and is a predicted model, not a curated record.